This is a messenger RNA of Trichoplusia ni (cabbage looper), 3888 nucleotides long. RefSeq names its product 1-acyl-sn-glycerol-3-phosphate acyltransferase alpha-like. The transcript has 5 exons. The record is from RefSeq and is a predicted model, not a curated record. Gene Ontology annotation, cellular component: membrane; endoplasmic reticulum. The coding region runs from base 268 to 1116 and encodes 282 amino acids. Lineage: Eukaryota; Metazoa; Arthropoda; Insecta; Lepidoptera; Noctuidae. Gene Ontology annotation, molecular function: 1-acylglycerol-3-phosphate O-acyltransferase activity. Gene Ontology annotation, biological process: phosphatidic acid biosynthetic process.
UUAUAAUUAGUAAAUUAGUCCCAUAAUUGAUUAUUCAACAUAAGUAAUAUAAAUGAUUACAUAAAGACAUUUUAAAUAAUUGAUGUCAAAUAAAUGCUUAGUUAGAAUCGAGCGCCGUCACUGGAACGUCCAGAGUAGCUCGUAAAAAGUGAAUCGUUUCUCAUGAUUGGUUGUGCGCUAUUAGGUUUUCUUUCAGUUUUGUGUUUAUUUUUGUUUUUAGAAGCUUGUCGGUUUUUAAUGUGAAGUGGUAAAAAUAGUGAAUUGAAAAUGUGGCAUAAAAUCAUUUAUAUGAUAAUGAUUAUCAUCGUAACGUACAUAUUAAAACAAUUGUUUUCGGAAACACCGAAUUUCGUCAAAUUUAAAUCGAAAUUCCUUGUGUUUUAUAUUUGGACUUCAGUAACAGCAGUGAUACUAUUGCCGUUUUUUGUGUUUAACCCGAAAAACGUUAAGAAUUCCCUAUUCGGAUCACAAAUAGUGAAGCAUGUUACCAAAGUUAUAGAAGUGAAAUGGCUGCUGAGAAAUGGGAGAGUGUUAGCUGAGGAUCGGGGAGCCGUUGUGGUAUCAAACCACCAGUCAUCAAUAGAUAUUCUUGGAAUGUUCAACAUUUGGCAUGUAGCAGAUAAAGUGGCUGCUAUUGCAAGAAAAGAGAUAUUCUACGUAUGGCCGUUUGGACUGGCGGCGUACCUCGCGGGAGUUGUAUUCAUUGACAGAAAUAACUCGAAAGACGCGUACAAACAACUGAAAGUUACCUCAGAAGUUAUGAUUAAAAAUAAGACGAAGAUAUGGUUGUUCCCCGAGGGAACGAGAAAUAAAGAUUUCACAAAACUGCUGCCAUUUAAGAAGGGCGCGUUCAACAUAGCGGUUGCUGCCCAAGUGCCAAUCAUACCUGUUGUAUUCUCGCCCUAUUAUUUUAUAAAUCGGAAGAAAAAUAUAUUCAACAAAGGCCAUGCAGUCAUCCAGUGUUUAGACCCUGUACCUACAGUUGGAUUAACCAUGGAUGACGUACCAGAUCUAAUAACCAAAGUGCGCAACACUAUGGACGCUGCCUACAAGGAACUGUCGAAAGAGGUGUUGAGCGCCUUACCACCUAACUACCCCCUUGCCACCGAAGAUUGAACGCACCAGUGCCAACAACGGUACCACCUAAACUUAUAAUCACUAUAUUAAGCUUCUAGGUCAGCAUAACAGCUGGUGAUAAAUGUUUGUAUAUCAACCUAUAGGGCAUUCCAAUCGCAAGAAAUAUAAAUAUUUCUGUGAUUCUAAGUUAGAAUUUUUUUAUCUCAUCUUACUAAUCUAUGUAUAAUUAAGGCACAAUUUUGUGUAACGAUCGUUUUACAGACAACAUUGACUAGUGAAGUGACUUACUAGAUUUCAAUUUAUCGAUAACGUUACAAAUAGAGCAAGUCGGAAAUCUGAUACUCUUAGCCACGCCGAAAUGAUAGAUAUGUUUAAUUUAUGUAACGCUUAUGCAUUAUGAAGUAUUAUUUUUAUAAAAAUUAUAUUAGUUGUAUGUUUUCUUAUCUAACUGCGAUGUCACUUAUAAAGUGUCUGAGUUUACUAUGGUGAACAUCCACAGCAAACACGACCUCAGGCUAGAAAGUCAAUAUGUAUGAUAACUCUGUGUUAAAAAAAAACAAUCUUAAGAAAAUGAAGUUAAUUAACAAACAGCUGCUGAUUUGAUUACGACAGACUCAUACACGGCCAUGUUUUAUACUUUGUUGACCUUUUUGUAUUCAAAUCACUCAUGCUGUAUAGUUGGUUGUUUCUGCGCCAGCGCAGUGUGGAAUUUUAAUCACUUGUUAGGCAACACUGCACAUUAAGUUGACUGAAGCUAUUACCAUUUCAGUAUUUGAACGGUGUUCUACUUAUGAACUACUUUUUUUAUUGUUUAUUUAGUUAUAUGUGCCGAAGAUUUGUUAUGUUCAGAAAAAUUGUUUUUAAAAUUCGUCCUUAACAUUAAAGCGCACAAUUACAUCACUGAAUUUCAUUAUACAAAAUUAAAUGUAAAAAAAAAACAGCGAGAUAUAGGUUUUUUUUAAAUAUUACUAUUACAUUCUAUUUGGUGCAAUAUUUUUUUUUAAUAUAUUGAGAACUAUUACGAUCUCUUUUAUUAAAUUUUUAAGUCGAUUACUGACGAUUUUUGGUGCCAUUCUGUUUUGUUUACGGAAGCAUGAUAUUAUUAUUUAACUGAGUAACUUAUCUAGUACCAGACAGCACAGUUUAUUCUGAUGAUUCUCGUAUUAUGCCAUAAUGUAUGUUUUGCAACAUUUAAUUAUUACUUUAGUUCUUCACUUAGCUUUACAAUGUAUUGAAAACGCGAUAUAACGUCGAUAUUUUCUAUGCGACAGUAAGUUUUAGUUUUAUUUUAACAUGUACUCAAUAGCUUUUUAGAUCUGUAGCAGUAUUAUCGUUUUAAUGUGUUUUCUUCCUUUAUCACAUUCAAUAUCAAUUUUUUCAUCUUUUAUAUGAUACAUAUUAUUGCAAUCAAAUAGUCACACUUGGUGUCAUAAAAAGUCAUUCAACUUUAAUCGUUUGUUUAGAUAUUAUAAUUAAAAAAUAAACUUUCUAAUUUGACGCCAACACUAGAUGCAAUAAUUUCGUAAGUUCUCAUUUUUUAUCAUUGCAUUCUUUUCAGCUUAGUUUUUAAAAUUAUUUCAUGAUGAUGAAACUUUUUAAUUUUCCUUAAACAUUCUAGUCAUGUUAACGACUAAAGGCUCAUUAGGACGAAACGAAAAAUACCGUGCGAGUUACUUUACAUUGCCUGCUGAUACAAUCAUGUUUCACCCCCCUCUAGCAAUCAGUAUUUGACAAUGGUUAAGGAAAAUUGAUAUAAAACGGUCGGGUGUAUAAGAUGACAGAUCAAAGUCACAUGACUUGUCGAAACGAAAAUGUGAUUUCCAAUUCCAGCAUUUAAUAUCGAUGACGCUACUAAUUGUGAUGUCACUCGAAUAAAGGGGCAGUACCUGUUGACGAGUUAUAUUUCUCUUAACGCUAAUGUUCACAAAUCCCUGUAUUUAUUGAACUAAAAAGUCCAAGUCCAACGGUUCAUUGCAGUUCCGUUCUGAUCUGCGCACACCUACAAUGUAUGGCAACUCACACAAUAUUUUUUCCCAGUCUAAAUAAGCCUUAACUGCGAACUACUGUGGAGUAAUCACUAUGUUUUAAGCGUACCUCAUUGAUAACACAACGAGAACAUGUGAUAAAUCACUCGAACACAAGCACGUAUCAUAUUUUAAACUAAACGUUGUAAUCAUUCGUAAAUUCUUAAAGCAGUACCAACUACCAUACAUUUACAAAAACAAGGUAAACUUUCGAUUAACGACUUGUGGAAUCUAACGGUAAGAGCACAUUCGCACGUUUCGUUUGUUGCGUCAGAUAUUUAUUAUGUUGUGACGUAAUGAUGUAUCAUGGAAAACCACGAACUAUUAUAGGUCUAAGUGACGUCAUAUUUGUUUUAUGGAUUCCUUAAAGCUUGUCACGACAUCGUAUCGUAGACUAUUCACAGCAUUCGUAUCGAUAGUUUAAAAACCUUUGUCGUAGAAAGAUCUUAGGACUUAACUUGCAAAUGUGUAUUAGAUAUUUUUAUUCAAUAAAUAUCUUAUUCUGAUAGAAUAUAAACUAAUAAAAUACGAAUUCUCAUAAACAAAAGUUACCCAGAAAAUGAAUAGUUGAAUUUUAUAUUGAAAACAUUGUUUAGUCUAAAAAUCUGUGCCAUUUAAAAUUGUAGGAAAUAUUACUGAUGAUAUCCAUAUAUAACGGGACCACAUGCAGUAUUCAAAAUAUAAUUAAUACAUUCUUACGACAUUCAUAACAAUAGUCUUUAUUCUAUUCUGUAACUCAAAGUUUAUGUGAUGAAAUUUCAGCAUACAUGAAGAAAUAAAACAAAAA